Molecule: messenger RNA, 3597 nt
Organism: Hippoglossus stenolepis (Pacific halibut)
Lineage: Eukaryota; Metazoa; Chordata; Actinopteri; Pleuronectiformes; Pleuronectidae
Product: zinc finger CCHC domain-containing protein 24
Exons: 4
Coding region: 1892-2584 (230 amino acids)
Molecular function (GO): zinc ion binding; nucleic acid binding
Source: RefSeq, a predicted model, not a curated record
CACACAUGUUCACAAAAAAAGACUUUAAACCACUAGAUUCUUUAUCUCCAGCAAACAUCUCCCUACUAUCAUUUGUUUCAUGUUUUUGUUUCCUAUCUCUGUAAAGCAGACUUGGGUAUCUCAAAACGAUCUGUAUAUAUAUUCAAUUCGUCUUCUUAUUAUUACAGCAUAACCAUGUUAAUAUACUUGAUUCCAGUAAAAGUCCUUCAUUCGUCCUGGACUUUUGGUGCUCGGUAGAUGUUCCAAAAAGCACACAGUGACAUAUUACACAAUAAAUAAAUGAUUUGCAAGUUUUUCUUCACAAUACUACUAAUUUGCAGGCGGCUAGAAACUUAACUUAGCCGUGUUAAAUUGUUUAAAGUCACUACUUAGGUAUAUGUAAAUAAGUAGGUAAAUGUAUUUCAAAAGUUUAAAAAGUACUCCUUCCACAGAAAAAUGACCCCUGUGUCCGAUUUGUUAAUAUAUCAUUAGCUUGUUUAUAAUGAUGGACCAUGAAGUUUAAUUUUGUUGUAGCUGGUUAAGUCUACCCCCACCUCUUAAUGGGAUAGAACAGACUAAUAUAAUUAAUUCAGCUUCACUUAUUUCUCACCCUUCUCAGACUUUCCUCUUAUCUUUGCUCAUUUUUACAAUUAUGAAUAAUCUGACUUCUUUUUUUCCGCCCAGAAAUCUUGAUCUCAAAUGGGCACGAUCUCCUCCAAACUGUGGUGAAGAGGGAACUCUUAGUCACUGAAUCUGAGAAGCGCCAAACAUUGUUGCUUUCUAAGGUUUUAAAACUCGACUCCACUCUUCCAUUAUUGUCAUUGCUGUGGGUCCCUAAAUUCUCUCUAAGAGAUAAUGAUGGAGGCUGGAACACGAGCUUCAGUAUCAAACAACUACAGCUUUUUGUAAUUUAUGGAAUUUUUACAUGAUCCUGAACUCAUGAGAACAACUGAAAUACUAUCUUCAGUAUCAGUUUACAUCACUAGAUGGCAGCAGUCUAUUUGUGGUAAAGACAUGUAUUGCAGACUAUAUUCAAUCUGAAGGCCUUUAAAUCAAAUCAGCUUAAACUGAGUGAGUAAGCACUGGGUGGUUAGUUGUUGGUUUAACUGAGCACCGUGAAGUGUAUCUUAAAAUGCUUUCAUUUGACUUCAGCCUAUUUGAUGAAUGCUUAGUCUAAAACUUCUGACUUUGCCUCUCACGUGUGAAAACAAUCAAAACCAAACAUUGAUCGAUUUGCCUAAAACAUAAAAUAAACAAACAGAACAAAACAUGACUUAUCAAACGUCAGUUUUUCUUAAUCUUAUAUAAACAUUCAUUAUUGUAACAGCAGACUUGGGCCUAUACCAAUUACAUUCAACAUUAUGCAACAUUAAUGUUUUCAACAAACAACAUAGUCAUUAUAAAUAUAAACUGGACCACUGAGGUCUAAUUAGGAAUUGAAACUUUUAUGUUUGUAUGUAUUUUUAUGCAUAUUUUUUAAAAAACGAAUGGGCCUCAUUCCAAACUAAACCACACAUAAACACUGACCUAUAAAAACGUUCACCCUUUCUCCUUCAUUAUAACUCUUGCUUUGAGUUUUCCAUGUUCCUGAACAUUUAGAAAAGUUGAGCAGAGAGAUGCACGCUGAUUGGACCUCCUGUCCUCUGUGACGCAACCCACAGUCCUGCUGCUCCAAGCUCCAAACCGCUGCUCAGCCCUUUUUGCGCUUAAUGCUUCCACUGCGUCCUCCCCGAGACACCGCUGUCCUGUGACCGGGGUCCUCCAGGGCUCCCCCAGGUGAACCAGAGGUCCACACCCACCCAGCCGGAGCAGGGGGAUGACUCAGAGAAGUUGGGUGAUCCAGAAAACCCGGCGGUUCUGACGGUGCUUUCACUCCAAGAGGCGCAGCGGUCCCCCUCCAGCCAACGACAGAAUGAUGUCCGCUAUAGAGACUGGUGCCGCCGUGUACCAACCUGCACAGCUGCUCAACUGGGUCUACAUGUCCCUGCAGGACUCCCAGAGCAGCACGUUCGAUGCCUUCAAAGCCGAGUCGGACUCUUCCCUCCAGGACAUGAACAACUCCAAGCGCAGCGCAGCGGAUCUGAGCUCCAACUAUCUCAACAACUUCUUCCAUCUGAGGAGUGAGGCCUUGAACAACAAUUUCUACAAGAACUCCUCGCCCUACGGGUCCCUCAACAAUAUCGUGGAAGGCUUGAGCUCUCUUGCGGACCAUUUCUCAGACCUCUCCCUGUCCCCCGAGACGCGCAAACACAGCAAACGGCCGCCGCCCAACUACCUGUGCCACCUCUGCUUCAACAAAGGGCACUACAUCAAAGACUGCCCUCAGGCUCGACCCAAAGGUGAAGGCCUGACCCCGUAUCAGGGAAAGAAGAGGUGUUUCGGGGAAUACAAAUGCCCUAAAUGCAAGAGGAAGUGGAUGAGCGGGAACUCCUGGGCCAACAUGGGGCAAGAAUGCAUCAAGUGCCACAUCAACGUCUACCCUCAUAAACAGCGACCUCUGGAGAAACCGGACGGGUUGGACGUGUCGGACCAGAGCAAAGAGCACCCCCAACACCUGUGUGAAAAAUGCAAAGUCCUUGGCUACUACUGCCGCCGUGUGCAAUAACUCUCUCUGCUUGACUUCCCUGGUUUGGUCCACAAAGGGACGAUUCUACUUUAAUAACUAAAAACACAAGGUAAUAUACUUUAUCGUACUUCAUCUCUAACGGUUUAUUCUCUGACACUGUGACUCUCGGUGUGAGAGGCUCGUCGCGAUGGAAGCCUUCUGCAGUAUCUCUCGGUGGAGACGAGUACUUUGCAUUGGCUGGGUGCUUGUGAGUAACUCAGUUAUCAAUAUGUGAAUAUAUUCAUUUGACGUCGUAACUAUGAAGCCAGAAUCUUACCUUAACUGUGAAUUCAGAAACUUUAGCUCAGCGUCUGACUUCACUCGUGUUGGAGCUAAAGUCACGAGUGAAGUUUCCAAAUGAAGACUCUUUUCUACAUGUUUGUAUAUUCCAGCAAUAACUUAAAAUGAUGUUUUCUGUAUAAAAUAUGCAACAAGUCUUUACUCAGAAGGAUAUGCAGUAUUAAUGUGUAUCUGCAUUAUCAGUACUGGAGGGUACAUAAUUAUUGGGAGAUAUUUUUAAGCCAUUAGCUUUGUUUCUUAUUACACUUAAUGAAGGAAUAUAUCAGCCGACUAACAUUUAUUCUUUAUAUACUAUGUGACUACAGUUAAAACACCUUUUGGGUCAUUUUAUUCCAAAGUUGUUAACAAAUGCAAUAUUUCAGGAACAAUGUAUUUCCUGACAAAUAGAAUAAACUACAGCACAGCAACAGAGACUCAGCAAGGUGCUUUAUUUUUAUAGGUCAUAGGUUGUAAUGUCUCGUAUGUAACACGAGACAAAAUGAGGAAUAAAUAUCAGAAUGUGCCAAAGAUCAUGAAGGAUUAAGUGGAAGGUUCCGUGUGCAUGUUGCUUCAGAGGGUUUUUGUAUUUCAAAUUAACGAUAAUUAAAUGGAAAAGAACCAUCAGUUGAUUAUAACUGUUUUGGACGUGACACGCCGUUUAAUGUGCCUUAAUGUGAGUAACCCAUGAGAUGGAUCUCUUCAAAUGUUUUUGUAUUAAAAUGCAUUUAAACAUG